Lonchura striata (white-rumped munia) is the source of this 685-nucleotide messenger RNA. The record is from RefSeq and is a predicted model, not a curated record. NCBI's taxonomy places the organism in Eukaryota, Metazoa, Chordata, Aves, Passeriformes, Estrildidae.
AUGCCGCCGCCGCCGCCGCCGCUCCCCGCGGCCCCCGAGCCGGCCCGGGGGGGCUCCCGCGACCCCUUCGGCAGCUCCGGCGCUGCCCGCGGCGCUGCCCGCGGCGGCUCCCGGGGCUCGCGGGGGUCCCCGAGCCGCCCCCAGCGCUACCGGCGCCACCCCAAGCCCCCGUACUCGUACCUGGCGCUCAUCGCCCUCGUCAUCCGCGCCGCCCCCGGCCGCCGCCUCAAGCUCGCCCAGAUCAUCCAACAGCUGCGGAGCCUCUUCCCCUUCUUCGGGGGCAAAAAAAAGGGCUGGAAGGAUUCCGUGCGCCACAACCUCUCCUCCAACCCCUGCUUCAAAAAGGUGCUCAAGGACCCCUCCAAGCCUCACUCCAAGGGCAAUUUCUGGACGGUGGACGUGGCGCGGAUCCCGCCGGCGGCGCUGCGGCUGCAGAACACGGCGGUGGCGCGCGGUGCCACCGGUGCCUUCGUCCCCGACCUCGCCCCCUUCGUCCUCUGGGGCCGCCCCUUCCCGCCGCCGCCGCCCCCCCAAAAUUCCAACUUCUCCAUCGAGUCGCUGCUGCGGGUGCUCAAGGACCCCUCCAAGCCUCACUCCAAGGGCAAUUUCUGGACGGUGGACGUGGCGCGGAUCCCGCCGGCGGCGCUGCGGCUGCAGAACACGGCGGUGGCGCGCGGUGCCACCG